UCUCACAGAAUACACAUCCUCAAAUCAACCGAACAUGAAGAUGCUGGUGAUCGCCGCUGUCCUGGCCGUUGCUGCCGCCGACAAGCUGCCGACGCUCCCCACCUACUCUGCCCCUGCCCCGAGGGCCUACUCUGCCCCGGCCCCGCCAUCCUACUCUGCCCCUGCUCCCCCGCAGUACGGUCAGAAGGUCCCCCAGAUCCUCUCUCAGCAGUAUGACCUCAGCGACGACCAGUCCUACGUUGCAAGCUACCAGACGGAGAACGGCAUCUCUGCCUCCGACUCUGGCCGGCUCGUGGCUGGCUACGGCGGCGAGCCCAGCUACGCUCGUGAGGGACAGUACAGCUACACCGACGACUACGGCAACACCUACACCGUCACCUACACGGCCGACGCCAACGGCUUCCAGCCGCAGGGUGCCCAUUUCCCGACGCCCGUGCCCACCGAGUACCCGACCCCGCAGGUGCCGGUGACCCAGGCCAGCUACCAGGCGGCCCCGGCCCCCAUCUACCAGGCGGCCCCCGUCCAGCCCCAGCCCCAGUACCAGGCGUACCAGCCCAGCUACCAGUAACUCAGCUGGUUGUUACCGUUCAUAAAAUGUUUGUAAACGGAUAGUCAAUACAUGAUUCAACAGUCAAAGAAAGUG
Molecule: messenger RNA, 643 nt
Organism: Amphibalanus amphitrite
Lineage: Eukaryota; Metazoa; Arthropoda; Thecostraca; Balanomorpha; Balanidae
Product: cuticle protein CP14.6-like
Exons: 3
Coding region: 35-568 (177 amino acids)
Cellular component (GO): chitin-based extracellular matrix
Molecular function (GO): structural constituent of chitin-based larval cuticle
Source: RefSeq, a predicted model, not a curated record